Messenger RNA from Lotus japonicus, 1000 nucleotides. RefSeq names its product cyclin-D5-1-like. The transcript has 5 exons. Lineage: Eukaryota; Viridiplantae; Streptophyta; Magnoliopsida; Fabales; Fabaceae. Gene Ontology annotation, biological process: mitotic cell cycle phase transition; regulation of cyclin-dependent protein serine/threonine kinase activity. Gene Ontology annotation, molecular function: cyclin-dependent protein serine/threonine kinase regulator activity. Gene Ontology annotation, cellular component: cytoplasm; nucleus; cyclin-dependent protein kinase holoenzyme complex. The coding region runs from base 11 to 1000 and encodes 329 amino acids. The record is from RefSeq and is a predicted model, not a curated record.
ACAGAUCAAUAUGGAUGAUUUUUCGUGCAGCCUUCUCUGCGAAGAAAGCAUGAGUUGCUUGGAAGAUGACUUGGAGGAUGAAGAACCACAACACCCUUUCAUUGAUGAUCCAGAGGAUGAGUACAUGGGUGUUUUGAUUGAAAAAGAGAUCGGUCAGUCGGUCAAGUGUUUCAAAAAUGAUGAAACUUUGGUGAUUGAGGACUGGUUGAAGCUUGCUCGCAUUGAUGCAAUCGAUUGGAUUCUCAAAACAAGAGCAGCAUUUGGUUUUCGCGUUGAAACGGCUUACUUAUCUGUCACAUACUUCGAUCGAAUUCUUUCUGGGCAACCAGUUGAAAAGAUUCUAUCAAAGUAUGUGAGUGACAACAAGUGUUGGGCAAUUCGAUUGCUAUCAAUUGCAUGUCUUUCUUUGGCUGCAAAGAUGGAGGAGAGCAAUGUGCCGGCACUAUCAAAGUAUUCCUCUGAGAAAAAAUUUAAUAAAAAUGCAAACACACUGGAAAUGAUUCGAAAAAUGGAGCUUUUGGUGUUGACCACAUUGGAGUGGAAUAUGGGCAUUGUCAUUCCCUUUUCCUUUCUUUCUUAUUUCAUCACAAAGCUAUGCCCAGAAUCCCCUUCAAGUCCUGUUUUUUCCAAGGCCAAGCAACUCAUCUUGGCCACAAUGAAAGAGGUCAAUUUAAUGGAUCACAAACCGUCUGUUAUUGCAGCAGCUGCUACUUUGGUGGCAUUGGAUCAACAAUUGACCUUAAAAACCGUGAAGUUGAAGCUGAGUUUAAUUCCUCAACAUGUGCUUCUUGAACCUAAUGAUGUAUUUGGGUGCUACAUUCUAAUUCAAAGAUUAUAUACUAGAGGAGGGAAGCUUUUACAUACUCCAUAUUUUGAAACGAGGCCAAAAGAUAUGAUAGAAAAUUCUAAUCAACAUACUUCGACUAAGAGAAUAAGACUCGCAUUCUAUGAUGAAGAAAGUCAUGGCAAGGGACUUCACUUGGAAAGUCCAAAAUUUUGA